Messenger RNA from Mauremys reevesii (Reeves's turtle), 2255 nucleotides. Its product is annotated as sodium- and chloride-dependent GABA transporter 1-like. The record is from RefSeq and is a predicted model, not a curated record. The coding region runs from base 117 to 1943 and encodes 608 amino acids. Gene Ontology annotation, cellular component: plasma membrane. The transcript is spliced from 15 exons. Gene Ontology annotation, biological process: neurotransmitter transport; sodium ion transmembrane transport. Gene Ontology annotation, molecular function: gamma-aminobutyric acid:sodium:chloride symporter activity. NCBI's taxonomy places the organism in Eukaryota, Metazoa, Chordata, Testudines, Geoemydidae.
CUCAGAAGUACCAGCAGGAGCUUUGUCCAACCCACUGGUCCCAUUUAAUCUGAGAUCAGCUGGGACUGAGAGUGUCAUUCCCGCCCCUCCAACCCAUGCAGUAACUGUGAGCAGCGAUGGGGAAGAUUGACAACACGUCUGUGGAGCUAAAUUCGCCCUCCGAGGUGAAGCAGGCAGCCAUUGAGGAAUUUGCGCUAAUCGCCCAAGGAGAUGGGAGCACCAAGAAGAUGAAGGAGCUCCCAGACAGAGGUUCUUGGAAGGGCAAAUUUGACUUCCUGCUGUCCUGCGUGGGCUACGCCAUUGGGCUGGGCAAUGUCUGGCGGUUUCCGUAUCUCUGUGGCAAGAAUGGAGGAGGGGCUUUCUUGAUUCCCUAUUUUCUGACGCUGCUGUUUGCUGGGAUUCCUGUCUUCCUGCUGGAGACAGCUCUCGGCCAGUAUACCUCUGUUGGCGGAUUGGGGGUCUGGAAAUUAGCGCCCAUGUUCAAAGGAGUGGGCCUGGCUGCUGUGGUUCUCUCGUUCUGGCUGAAUAUCUAUCACAUUGUCAUCAUUGCCUGGGCACUGUACUAUCUCUUCAACUCUUUCACUGCGGAUCUGCCAUGGCAAAGCUGUGGCAAUGCCUGGAACACAGAGAGAUGCUUUUCCAACUACUCCCUCAAUGAUACCACCAACCUGACCAGCGCUGUGACCGAGUUCUGGGAGAGGAACAUGCACCAGAUCUCUGGUGGCCUGGGGGAGCCAGGUAACAUCCGCUGGCCCCUAGCAGGCACUCUCGCUUUAGCGUGGGUUCUGGUCUAUUUCUCUAUCUGGAAAGGAGUAGAGUGGACUGGAAAGGUUGUAUAUUUCUCAGCCACCUACCCUUACUUCAUAUUAAUUAUUCUUUUCUUCCGUGGUGUCACUCUACCGGGAGCCAAGGAGGGAAUUCUCUUUUAUAUCACACCAGACUUCAGCAAACUCUCUAAGUCUGAGGUCUGGAUGGAUGCAGCCACACAGAUCUUUUUCUCCUAUGGACUGGGGUUGGGAUCUCUGAUUGCCCUGGGAAGCUAUAACUCCUUCCAUAACAAUGUAUACAAAGACUCAAUCAUCGUCUGCUGUAUAAAUUCCACCACCAGCAUAUUUGCAGGAUUUGUGAUUUUCUCCAUUGUUGGCUUCAUGGGUCAUAUCACCAAGAAGUCAAUUGCUGAGCUGGCAUCUUCAGGUCCAGGACUGGCUUUCCUCGCCUACCCACAGGUUGUCACGCAGCUGCCCAUGUCCCCUCUCUGGUCGAUUCUCUUCUUCUCCAUGUUAAUGAUGUUAGGCCUUGACAGCCAGUUCUGCAUCGUGGAGGGGUUUGUCACAGCCCUGACAGAUGAGUAUCCCUAUCUCCUCAGGGCCAGGAAGAAGCUCUUCAUUGCUGUGGUCUGUCUUAUCUCCUACAUUGUCGGAUUCUCCAACAUCACCCAGGGUGGCAUUUAUGUCUUCAAGCUGUUUGAUUAUUAUUCAGCCAGCGGCAUGUGUCUUCUCUUCCUCGUCUUCUUUGAGACCAUCUCAAUUUCCUGGUGUUAUGGUGUGAACAGAUUUUACAGGAACAUUGAAGAGAUGAUUGGCUACCAACCUUGCAGCUGGCCAUGGCCUAUUAUCAAAUACUGCUGGCUCUUCAUCAUGCCAGCUGUCUGCAUGGUGACCUUCCUGUUUUCUCUGAUUAAAUAUACCCCUCUGACCUACAAGAAGUACGUGUACCCGUGGUGGGGAGACACCCUGGGCUGGCUGCUGGCUCUCUCAUCUAUGGUCUGCAUCCCUCUCUGGAUUGUCUACAAACUCUCAAUGAUCAAGGGCUCCCUGAGAGAGAGAUUCCGCCAGUUGGUCUGCCCAGAUGAGGACUUACCUUUCAGUCUGGGUGCAGGGCAGCCCCUUCCUUCCACUAGACCCAGCCUCCUGAUGCUGACAGAGCUAGAGUCCCAUUGUUAGGGCCACUGUGGCCCCCUGGAUUGUUUGAUACACUCCUUCCAGCUGUCAGAUGACUCAAGGAUUCUCCACUUGCCGAGGGGAGCAGGACUUGUGAGCUGAUCUCUCUUCCGCUGGAGGAUUUGAUGGGAUCAGCAGGGGCUGCCAUAGAAGGGUCUCCAAGGACAGUGUGGAGUCAGCAAUGCACCUCAAUCAUCUCCUGGGGAGCACACACAGGAGCUGAUUCAAACAGCUGAGAGUCCCCAACACUCCAGUGGGUGGGACAGGAGAGACUCAGCCCUGGAGUGGAGACUGUCAAAGGGUCACAGAGGCUCU